AAAUUAGCAAAAUGUAAAAUAGCUGCCUUAGAUCUCCUUAUAAAGUUACUGCAGCUUCUGAAGAAGUCCUACGUUAUUGAAGAAUUUAAAAUUUGUGACAUUUUCAAUAAAUUUUAUGGCGAACUUCCUAAUAAAACCAAAUUGUCAGACACAGUUCUAGAGAAAGUCUACGAGCUUCUAGGAGUUUUGGGAGAAGUGCAGCCUAGUGAAAUGGUGGACAAUUCCGAGAAACUAUUCAGGGCAUAUUUGGGAGAAUUAAAAACUCAGAUGACGUCCUCUACUAGAGAGCCAAAGCUGGCAGUGGUAGCUGGAUGUCUGAGGGGAUUGUGU
Molecule: messenger RNA, 330 nt
Organism: Staurois parvus
Lineage: Eukaryota; Metazoa; Chordata; Amphibia; Anura; Ranidae
Source: the annotation of a GenBank genome assembly